Messenger RNA from Peronospora farinosa, 2457 nucleotides. NCBI's taxonomy places the organism in Eukaryota, Oomycota, Peronosporomycetes, Peronosporales, Peronosporaceae. The record is from the annotation of a GenBank genome assembly.
AUGGAGGAAAAAAGCGCAGAGUUCGUGGGCGUGACGCUCUAUCCAGCGGAUUACGAGAUCGUGGAGAUGGUGACGGACCAGGGCAAGGAGAUCCUCCAACAGGAGUUCACAGAGGCGCAGCUGUUCCUGCACUCGAUUCAAGAGCUGGAGCGCGUGCGGACGCAAAGGACGAAGAAAAAGCAGAAAAAGGAUGACAAGGAUGCCCCUACAGCUCAAGAGGAAAAUGGGAUAAAAGAAGAAGAAUAUGACGAGCUUACAAAGACUGUUGAAGCUGUUGAGGAGAUACACGAGUCCAUGGAAGAUGCCGAUGAGGAGGAGGAAGUGAUCGAUCCGAGAAUUCAUUACCGUUCAAUGGUGGCGGAACUUCAAGCGGCAGUUGCCGAGCUACAUCAGCUCAUCAAUUCCAUUGACUUGAUCCGUCGUCGCGAUUUUCUUGAAGAAAUGCGUUGCAUUCGUGAGAAUACGGCACCAAAGAGAGAGGAAUUGGAACAUCUUGUGGAGUCAAAAAGUGCUCAAGUGAAGGAAAGUGGCACAAUUCUGCUGAAUGGAGUCGAAGCACUGGCUAAGACGGUGGAGAAGGAGAGCGUCUUUUUCCAGGGUAUUACACAGAUGUUGCGCAAAUGGAAAAUAUGUGCACCUAUCCAUGGAAACAUCCCGAAACCAUUUCGUGCGGGUGAACCACUGGCGGUAGACUGCAGCUAUGGUAGUGCGGGGUCGUCCUUCGUGCCGCAGAAUCGAUCGAUUGCUGAUCUUGCUUAUGCUGAGCUGAGCCGCACGGAGAAGGGGCUUGUGCGCGCUAAGACUCCUGAGGACUUUUUGACUCGUACGAUCCAGCUGAAGCUUGAAGCAAAUGAUAUCGGAAAGGAGGGGAGCUACACAUUACCAUCGCCCACUCUGAUUCACAUGACAAAAGCAGAAAUGGAUGGGCUUCAUGAUACACCCGAAGACCUUAAAGUAUUGGAAGAGCGCAACAUGUCGGUUCUCAAGGCUGUGCAGUUCUCCGUAUUUUGCGAAGAACUCUUUUACACGCUGAUGAAAGAAGCGCUUCACAAUACAUCUAAGUGGACCGAUACAGCAUUCAAUAUCAGCAGUUACGUUGUCAAGAAGCACGGAAGAGAAGACAAUGCCGCGGUAGACACUCCCAUUUCAGUUUUGCAAGUGCUGGAUGACGAGAUUCAUCUGCGCGUGAAUGAGCGGCAUCAUCUGACAAUCAAACUUGUAGAUGUAAAGAGUUUGGCCAAGAAGAAAGAUGCGGCAAAGGGGACAGAAGAAGCCUCAGUAGCGGUUUGCGGAAAACAGGGGCAGGAAACAGAGCCUGUUCCAGAUAUAAAGAUGGAAGAGGCUAUAGCAGAGGAUACGCCAUUUCCGACCAACAGUUCAGCCAACCGACGGCGUGCUCCAUCUACAUCAUAUUCGACCCCUGCUGACAGUGACGAAGCCUUCUUGACACAGACUUGUCGGUAUACACUCCUUCUCUUGCAGCAAGAGAUUCGAACCCGUCACGGCCGGAAGGAAAUAUCGCGGGCAUUGUUGUACACAGGCUCAGACGGAUCGACGCUUGCUGGAGGUGGUGUGAACGCUGGCAUUUCCGGCGCUGCUGCCGGCGGCGCUGCCGGAAUGGGUCCUGCCAGCGAAAUCGACAAACACGAUAACACACCAGGAACCCUGGCAACAGCCUUGGCUGUUUUAUCUCAUAAUCUGCUGAAAAAUGAAGUGGCGCAGUACCUGGACGAAGUAUCUUCGGUUUUCGCUUUUCAAAAGCUGCAAACAUCAGCUUCGGGUCGUGUCCUGGAUGAUGGCUUGCUGCAGCCAAUUUGCGAUUCGGUACGUGGUGUUUACGUGAGUCCACGGUGGAAAACGUGUGCGUUCGAUUCGACACUUUCAGCGUUUGACUUGAACAUUGGCAAGAACUUCUCCACAGAGGUGCUCAUUUCUGGAACACGCAUUCUUGUUCAGACUGGAAUCGCUUCACAACGUGAGGUGUCAGGAGUUGAUGGGCUGCGUGAGUUUGUUGAGACGACCGUAUGCUCUCAGGUGGCACUAGCACUACACCGCGAUGCAGCGUCGUUCGGACUGAAACAGAGCUCAAUGAAUCUGGACCGCACAAGUGUCCGCCUUGUGGUCACAGGCGAGUGGAACGGCAGUUGCAUUGGCGAGGGCCGUGUAUCAGAUUCAAGAUCGGUGGGGUCUAUUUUUUUAGAGCCAUACAUUGCUGAUGACGGCAGCCUAGCCAUCAAUUGCUUGUUGCAAGCUGUUGAUGCGAACAAGUUGGCGCCCAUACAAGCUACACUUUGCCGCUCUACAUCUGGGGAGGUGCACAAGGUAGACUGGAAGCGAAUACCUGGCUCAAGCGACGCGGUCAAAAUGCUCUGGCUUAUGCAGAAGACUGAAGUGCUUUCUGAUCCAUUUAAGGUGUCUACAAAGUCUAAUGUAGCUCAGCUGUCUAAUGGCAGUUAA